This is a messenger RNA of Aricia agestis (brown argus), 2105 nucleotides long. It is a transcript of the gene phr, whose product is annotated as deoxyribodipyrimidine photo-lyase. The transcript is spliced from 7 exons. The record is from RefSeq and is a predicted model, not a curated record. Gene Ontology annotation, molecular function: deoxyribodipyrimidine photo-lyase activity. NCBI's taxonomy places the organism in Eukaryota, Metazoa, Arthropoda, Insecta, Lepidoptera, Lycaenidae. The coding region runs from base 100 to 1677 and encodes 525 amino acids. Gene Ontology annotation, biological process: photoreactive repair.
UCGAAUUUUUAAAUUUGCAAAAGUAUCUAAGAUUUUAAUUACCAUAGUUUCUAGGUAUUUAAACUGAAAUGUACCAACCGUACCAAUCUUAACUUGUUAAUGCAUAUAAACUUUUUUAGUAAUCAUUGUGCAAAGGCCGUGAGAAAAUUCUUUACAAUGGCUUCAGCGGCAAAGAAGCCAAAACUGGCUUCGUCCGAGGGUUCCUCGAGUAAGCAGAGCUUGGAGGAAUUUCGGGACUCGAUUCAGAAGAAGCGCGAAGUGACCGCAGACUCCAUAAUGAAUUUCAAGUUUAACAAGAAACGCGUGAGGAUAAUAUCUCAGGAGCAGCUGGUGGCGGAUAAAUGCGAGGGAAUCGUGUACUGGAUGUCCCGGGACAGCCGCGUGCAGGACAACUGGGCCUUCCUCUAUGCACAGAAACUCGCACUCAAGAACGAAGUCCCCCUGCAUGUCUGCUUUUGUCUCAUUGCAAAAUAUUUGGAUGCAUCUGUGAGACAGUUUCAUUUUUUGGUGAAAGGGCUAGAGAAAGUAGCAGAAGAAUGCAAGAAAUUGAACAUAUCAUUUCACCUGCUGGAGGGUAGUGGGGCAGAGGCUCUUCCCCAGUGGAUAAUUGACCACAACAUUGGAGCUGUGGUGUGUGACUUUAACCCCUUGAGAGUGCCCUUAGGAUGGGUGGAAGGAGCUAAAAAGAAAUUCAAGAAAGAUGUACCUUUGAUUCAGGUUGAUGCACACAAUGUAGUUCCAUGCUGGGUGGCGUCAGACAAGCAGGAGUACUCAGCCCGGACCAUACGUAACAAGAUUAACUCCAAGCUGGAUGAGUAUCUAACACAGUUCCCACCCGUCAUCAAACAUCCAUACACAAGUAAAUUUAAACCUGAGGCAAUAGACUGGGACGAAGCCAUACAGUCGCGGGAGGCGGACAAGUCCGUGGGGCCGGUGGAGUGGGCGAGCCCCGGGUACGAUAGCGCCUUGAAAACGCUACGAGACUUCCUCCAGAAGAGAUUGAAGCAGUACGCUACCAAGAGGAACGACCCCACACUGGAUGCUCUUAGCAACUUGUCGCCCUGGUUCCAUUUCGGUCAAAUAUCCGUGCAGAGGGUCGCGCUGUGCGUGAAGGAACAUCAGAAGCAGUGCACGGAGAGCGUCAACGCGUUCCUGGAGGAGGCGAUAGUGCGGAGCGAGCUGGCCGACAACUUCUGUUUCUACAACGAAAACUAUGAUUCCGUGAAGGGUGCCCACGCGUGGGCGCAGAAAACUUUGGAUGACCACAGAAAAGACAAGCGAACUCACAUCUACACGUUAGACCAACUCAAAGACUCAAAAACUCACGACGACCUGUGGAACUCGGCGCAGAUUCAGCUGGUGAAGGAGGGCAAGAUGCACGGUUUCCUGCGCAUGUACUGGUGCAAGAAGAUCCUGGAGUGGACCACGAGCCCCGAGGAGGCGCUCAAGUUCGCCAUAUACCUCAACGACCAUUACAGUAUAGACGGCAGAGAUCCCAAUGGAUUCGUUGGUUGCAUGUGGUCGAUCUGUGGCGUGCACGACCAGGGUUGGGCGGAGCGCGCGGUGUUCGGCAAGAUCCGAUACAUGAACUACGACGGCUGCAAGCGCAAGUUCAACGUCGCCGCCUUCGUCGCGCGCUACGGCGGGAAGGUGCACAAGUAUGUGCCACACCAUUGACAGUCAACAUAAUGGAGCCUCUGCGGUGAAUGUCGCUCCUACGGUUGAGGAGUGGCGGGCAGCAGCAAGUCACAGGUUUCUCUCCUGACAGGAGUCAAGCAGGCGAGGCGAGGUUUGAGCCACAUUUUGUCACACCGAAGCUCAUCUUUUUCUGUUACCUACAAUAAUUAAUGUUUGCGAAGAUUUCCAAGAUUAACGCCGUGUUAACUUUACUGAGCAUAUUUCCGAUUUUUAUGUUCAUCAGAAAAAGAUAGAAGUUGGUACAGCUAUUAACAAUAAUUGUCGCCGCAACAAUCUGCUCUCGUGUCUAUACUAAGAAGUCAAAACGAGCUUUCUUCUCGGUCUUGUCAAAUGUUUGGGAAUUAUUAUGGGAGAGAAAAUGUCGGGACGAUAAGGCGCUUUGCAGACGACGCGACGGGGCGGCGCGG